Symbiodinium sp. CCMP2592 is the source of this 1638-nucleotide messenger RNA. NCBI's taxonomy places the organism in Eukaryota, Dinophyceae, Suessiales, Symbiodiniaceae. The record is from the annotation of a GenBank genome assembly.
AUGGAUGAUGAUGGGGAGCAGUUGGCUCCUGGAGACGAGCCCAAGGCUUCGGAUGAUGAGCAGGAACCGGUGACCAUCGUGAAAGCCACGGUCAUCAAGGGAGGACACCUCAAGAAGCAACCGUGGCUGCCAGAUUUGCAGCUGGUCGGUGGUGUCGAGUACAUAAAGCUUCACAAAUGGUGUCGAGACUUAACCCUUUUUGUGACGGGCACUGCACUGAACUUCGCUGCCACAUCCAAACGUCCGGUUCACAACAUCAAUGUCCAGUGGUUCGAAGACAUGAAGAAGAAGCGGCAGGAAGCUUGCGAUGCGGCCGUGAGAAAGGUCAUCACGGAGGCAGCCGAGGCGGAGGGUAAACCUCUGCCCAAGAGAAUCAGGCAGGCCCGAGAGGAGGACCAAUUCCUCAUUGGCAAGACGGUGACCAUUUUUUGCCCGGAGAUUCGCAACAACGAGGAUGAGGUCUUGCAGGCACCCAAGGAAAUCCAGUUUCUCUGGGGCACGAAGAGUGACCUGUUUAUGGAGUUGAAUGCCGACAACCUCGACUAUAUUCGUGCGGCCAUCAAGGAGUCCACCCCUUUCGUCCAGCAGAUCAGCUCCAAGAGGGCCAAGGCCACACAGGGGAGUGUGCCCCCCACUCCGGGGAUGACGAUGAUGAGUAACGAUGACGAGCCGGGAGUCAGUCUGGUAGGACUCGAUUGCAUGAGGAACUUGGGUGUCGCGGUGGCCGUUUCUUGCACGAGGCAUCGCGAGUUUGAUGAGGAAGAUGUUGUGAAGGAGGAGAGCAUGCAGGAGCCGCCGUUCGGGGUGGAGGACGUGUACUGGACCUUCGACGAUUUCUCGGAGUACCAGGAUGAUGACUACAAUAUGGUCCAGAAGGAGGAGGAAUUCGUAUCGGUGGCGGUUCCUGCAGCAGAGUACUCAGUGGAGCCGGCUGGGGUCGAUCGCCCAGGGGGAGGCAUGGAUGAUCGCCAGCAGUCGGGCGGUGGCCACGUGGACGGUCGCCAAUGGGGUGGCGGCUACGGGCAUGAUCGUUGGGGCGGCUAUGGCGGUGGAAACCAUGGCUACCCGAAGUACCAAGGUGGCUGGAAAGGUUUCGCAAAGGGCCGCUCGGGCUUCCAGCAGGGGUACAAGGGCUACAAAGGGUAUGGCGGCUACAGCUAUAACAACCGCUGGCCCUCUUGGAGCUGGAACAAGAAGUCGAAGAAGGAGCAGCAGCAGUCCUCGUCGUCUUCCGGGGCACGGACGUCGGCUACUACGGCUAUAGGCCAAAAGGACGGCGGCCCCAAAGGCGAGUACGACGUGAACGGCGGCCACAAAGGCGAGUACGUGAAGGGCGGCCACAAAGGCGAGUACGUGGACGGCGGCCAGAAAGGCGAGUACGUGGACGGCGGCCACAAAGGCGAGUACGUGGACGGCGGCUGGGUCUCGCCGAAAGGCGAGUUCUUGACGUCGGGGCAAGGCCGAGAUCGCCCGCGAAAUCGAGCCGGUGCCAAGGUGCAGCAGAAGCGAGAGACCCAGAAUAUCCGCCAGAGCAACAAGGCACUCAUCGAGACCACAGAAGUGUACCAGCAGCACAUGGGACAGGCUCUCGAUACGAUGUCCAGGCUGGCCCGCAUGCUAGAGCAAGACAGGUCGUGA